Molecule: messenger RNA, 666 nt
Organism: Pyricularia oryzae 70-15
Lineage: Eukaryota; Fungi; Ascomycota; Sordariomycetes; Magnaporthales; Pyriculariaceae
Product: DNA replication complex GINS protein SLD5
Exons: 3
Coding region: 1-666 (221 amino acids)
Biological process (GO): DNA-templated DNA replication; double-strand break repair via break-induced replication
Cellular component (GO): GINS complex
Source: RefSeq, a predicted model, not a curated record
AUGGAAAUUGACGACAUUCUCCGCGAGGUUGAUCCCGACUUUGAUGCGCUGCCGUCGGAGAGACGCGACCUGCAGCUCCUGACGCGCGCCUGGGUUGCGGAGCGCUCCGCUCCCGAACUCCUCGAGUGGCCAUCAGACGGCCUUUUCGAGCGCGUCAACGAUCGUAUAAAACAGCAGAUCGAACAUGUCGAGGACAUGACCGGAAAUAUGGAUCCAAAGACCAAUUUUGCUCUCAUAGUUAUUCAGACGGAAUUGGAGAGGUAUAAGUUUCUAGUCAGAAGCUAUCUCCGUGCAAGAAUGGCCAAGAUCGACAAGCAUACUCUGCACUAUCUAUCGACGCCGUCCCUUCGCAGCAGACUUUCUGGAACCGAACUAGCCUAUGCCACCAGGCACCAGGCCUUGUUGCAUAACCACUAUCUAUCUUCGUUCCUGGCAUCAUUCCCACCUGCCCUGCAGAACCUCAACGACACGGCCGGCAACAUAAGCAUGAUCGAUACCCCCGAUUUGGACUCAGCAGUCUUCAUUAGGUUGCUACGUGACGCCUUUGUAGAGGGCAAGGGCACAGACUCUGACGGGGCCAUGGAAGGCAGAGAUGGGGACAUACUCAUCCUUCGGUGGUCAGAUGCCAAACAUUUGGUCGACGAGGGCAACGCGGAACUGGUCUGA